GGAAAAUAGAUGGGUUGCGUACAAGGUGUUUGUAUGAUGUUUAUUCGAAUUAUUAUGCAAUGAUUUUAAAUUAUUAAUAAAAACUGACAGUUACCCAAUCUAUUUAUGUGAUAUUAAUGCGUAAAAUAUUAGAUCCAUGUGUUUUGGUUAAUUUUUAAGUGAUACAUUUCGUGUAGUGUUACUGAAAAUGUCGUCUUUGAUAAGUUUACGUAGUAAUUUAACAAAUGGAAUACGAAAAUGGAAAUGCUGUCUAUCACAUUUGCCGAAAAAAUAUCCAGAAGACUUUCUACGCAGAAGUUUUUCUACGCGUGAAUUAUUAAAAGAAGCAUACUGUCGUACGAAGUUAAAAUUCAAAUCCAAGAAGCUACCACAAGACGUGAACCCAAGGGGUGUAUUUGCUUGCAAUGAACUGGAUUUAUCUGAAGUCAAAGUAUAUGGAUUUGAUUAUGAUUAUACUUUGGCCCAUUACAAGCCGUCUCUGGAACAUUUGCUGUAUAAUCUUGGAAGAGAGGUCCUGUUAGAAAAGUAUAAUUAUCCACCAGAAAUAUUACAAUUAGAGUACAAACCCAAUUUUGCUGUAAGAGGUUUGCACUAUGAUAUUGAGAAAGGCCUCCUUCUGAAGUUGGACUCAUUCCUACAAAUACAGUUUGGGGCGGUCUAUAGAGGUCUUACACCCGUGUCUACUGAAGAAGUGCUCAAGCUGUACAGAAACAGAAUCAUACCCAUUGCUUAUGUUGAGGGUGAUACAAGGGCUCAUAAACCAAAUAGAGCCAAGAUGGUGCAUUUAGCUGAUCUAUUUUCAGUACCGGAAAUGGGUUUACUAUGUAAUGUAGCUGAAUAUUUCAUCAAAAAUCACAUUGAUUAUCAUCCGGAAAUUCUGUUCUUAGAUGUCAAGAACUCAGUACAAAGCUGUCAUCCAAUCAUGCACAAAAUAGUUGCUCAGAAUGUAGAGUAUAUAAGGCCCAAUGCAGACUUGAGGAAAUACUUCCAAAUGCUGCAAGACAAUGACAAGAAACUGUUCCUGUUACAAAUAGUCCGUAUCACUUUGUUAAUGCGGGUAUGGAAAUGUUGGUUGGUCACGAUUGGCGGGAUUACUUCGACGUAGUGAUCGUGAAUGCGAAUAAACCGAAAUUCUUCACGGAGGUGUCGCGGCCUAUUCGAGUGUUCGAUAAAAACGCCAACACACAUAUAUGGGAAAAAGUCACUUCAUUAGAGAAAGGGAUUAUAUAUUACGAGGGUACAGUGAAGCAGUUACAAGAUCUGACAGGCUGGUAUGGUCACCAGGUGUUGUACUUCGGAGACCAUCCGUACAGCGACCUCGCAGACGUCACCUUGGAGCACGGCUGGCGAACUGGAGCCAUCAUAAACGAAUUGACACAUGAAAUCAACACAUUGAACACCCAGUCGUUCAAGGAGAACGCCAACUGGCUGCAGAUGUUGACGCAGCUUAUUGAAGACCACCAAGACUAUAAGGAUGCUGAGGCGCUCGAGGUCGUCAACGAGUGGAUGGCAGAGAGAGACUAUCUGAGGAGAUGUAUUGUCAAUUACAGGAAUGAAAUAAAGGCAGUGUUUAACCCACAAUUCGGUAGUGUGUUCCGUACGUACCACAACCCAACGUACUUCUCGAGACGUCUGUUCCGCUUCGCCGACAUCUAUACCUCCAAUAUCACCAAUCUGAUGAACUACUCGCUUACGCAUACCUUCUACCCUCGCAGAGGUGUCAUGCCACACGAAUAUGGCUCGUAUUUCGUUUAAAUUAAGUGUAAAUUCACGUAAUCACUUCAACUGUAAAAUCAUGUAUUAUUUUAAGUAAAAUUCAGUUUUUUAGAAACAUUUGUUAAGGUUACUUCGAAUUUUAUAAUUAAUCUGUACCGCUUUAAGAUACCUUUAUAAGUGUAUAGACAAGAAUACUUUGAAAGAUGAACUUAUUGAAUCAGUGGUUUAAGACAUUUUAUUUGUACAUAUUUUAGACAAUUUUAAGCAAAUUAGUUAAUAUAUACAAUGUAAGACUAACAUAUCUACGUUGUAGAUAAACAGCAAUGCAAAUCAUCCAACGGUAUUCUAGUCAAAAGUAUUUAAUAUAAUCGUCUUACAAUUGAUAAGUGUCUUUAUUUCUUUUCUUACUGUUAACAUAUCUUUACCGUCAAUUCGAUCAGAUUAAAUGUUAUAAGACACAGUGUAUAGAAAAUAAAAUAAUGUAAUAUAACUAUUAAGUUGAUACCUAUAUAGAUUACAGC
This is a messenger RNA of Spodoptera littoralis (African cotton leafworm), 2237 nucleotides long. The record is from the annotation of a GenBank genome assembly. Lineage: Eukaryota; Metazoa; Arthropoda; Insecta; Lepidoptera; Noctuidae.